AUGUCUUGCCGCAACUCCUGCUCUGGAAACUGCAACUCAGUAUCUCCCAGAAAUUCCUGCCAUGUCCCUCUCAACCCUGCUUUUGCCCUCUGCUCCACCAACGUAAACUGCGGGGAUGUCCUGUACUUCCCCAGUAGCUGUCAAGAUAGCACCUGGCUCACCAACUACUGCCAAGGGUCUUGUGAGGAAUCAUCCAGCUGCCAGCCCAACACGUGUGGCCCCAGCCAUGGUGGGACAACCUGCUGCUCUUCCACUGGCCACUAUGUGACCAGUCCGUGUCACGGAGGCAAUUUUCUUCCCACCUCAUCUUUUGUCUCCAGCUCCAGCAUCCCGGUGUCCUACAGACCUCUGAGCUACGUGUCCAGCGGUUGUCGUCCACUGAGUCCACUGGUCAAUACUUUCCAGCCUGCAGGCUGUGUGUCCAGUUGCUACAGGCCAUUACCCUGUUUUUCCAACCCUGGAAGACCCAUCAGUGUCCUGCCCUAUGGAUGUCAACCUUCCACCUCUUUGGUCUACAGACCUCAAACCGUUCAUGUUGUGCCCAGCAGCGUCCGGCCACUGCAGCCUCUCUCCAGUGGCUGCCGGCCUCUGACCCAUGUGGUCAGCCCCUGCCACACAUCCUGCUCUGUACAGGGAGGCCAGUAG
This is a messenger RNA of Octodon degus (degu), 645 nucleotides long. Its product is annotated as keratin-associated protein 26-1. Gene Ontology annotation, molecular function: structural molecule activity. The record is from RefSeq and is a predicted model, not a curated record. The transcript has a single exon. Lineage: Eukaryota; Metazoa; Chordata; Mammalia; Rodentia; Octodontidae. Gene Ontology annotation, cellular component: keratin filament. Bases 1 to 645 code for a protein of 214 amino acids.